Encephalitozoon romaleae SJ-2008 is the source of this 657-nucleotide messenger RNA. RefSeq names its product 60S ribosomal protein L10A. The transcript has a single exon. Gene Ontology annotation, biological process: translation. The coding region runs from base 1 to 657 and encodes 218 amino acids. Gene Ontology annotation, cellular component: large ribosomal subunit. NCBI's taxonomy places the organism in Eukaryota, Fungi, Microsporidia, Unikaryonidae. The record is from RefSeq and is a predicted model, not a curated record. Gene Ontology annotation, molecular function: structural constituent of ribosome; RNA binding.
AUGAACAAUCAAAGCGAGGAGCAGCAACUUGCAUUUCUUGAUCCUAAAAGAAUUACCUCGAUCAUUGAUCGACUGAAGGAGAAUGAGGAUCCUGAGAAGACAGCCACGAUUCAGAUACAGGUGAAUCUUAAGGGAUAUGAUCCUAGGAAGGAUAACAAGCUAUCGAAGGAUAUGUCUUUUCCUUAUAAGGUCAGAAGACUGGAUAAAAUAAUUGUGAUUGCUGACGAGGCUCACAUCAAGGCAUGUGUGGAUGCAGGCCUGCCACAUGUGUCUAUCGAAGAGAUAGCUGGAGACGAUAAGAAAGCCAAAAGAGAUGCCGUGCUGAAGGAGAACAAAUAUUUUAUCCUCUGCUCUGGAUACAACAAAGUCUUUCAGCUCAAGAACAUUCUCAGAUUUGGAAAAACACCUUACAUUCUUAAGGACGAUGAUGAUAUUAAGGCUGUUUUUGAAGCAGCAAAGAGGUCUUACAAGCUCCGUAUCAAGGAUUUUGCAGUUACCUCGUUUCCUGUGGGGCAUACUGGAAUGGAUUCUGAUCAUAUAUAUGAAAACAUCAAGACCGGGAUGGGGCUGCUUAUUUCCUAUCUUAAAAAAGGAACACAGAACCUAAAGGGCGUGAUGAUCAAGACUAAUCAGCAGUCUCCGGUGACUCUCUAUUAA